This is a messenger RNA of Histoplasma capsulatum G186AR, 309 nucleotides long. RefSeq lists its product as uncharacterized. The record is from RefSeq and is a predicted model, not a curated record. The coding region runs from base 1 to 309 and encodes 102 amino acids. NCBI's taxonomy places the organism in Eukaryota, Fungi, Ascomycota, Eurotiomycetes, Onygenales, Ajellomycetaceae. The transcript has 2 exons.
AUGGAAGAGAAAAAUGACUUUCCAACCAAAGCCGAACAGGGUACUCCGCCCUUGCGUGCCGCUCUCCUCCCUUUGGACGAUGGAGGGGGGACGGGCGUGAAGGUGAUAAGACGCUUGCUUGAUGCAACUGGGGGUCGGCGCGUAAAUCUGGCCAAGCCUAGUCACGGCGGUGGUGCAAACCCUAGCUUCGCCCAGGGUCGACGGCGGCGGACUGGCGAUGCGGCGCAGCGAUUGGAUGUAGACGCCUGCAAAUCGACCACGGAGCCAGUGAUCACACUUGCGGUCGUGCAGUUGGGGCGACUACGGUGA